GUGCGAAAGAGGGUUUCGCACAGGGCUGGCGCUUGGAAAGUCCCCGCGUGAAGUUUGAGAGUUCACGUAGUACAGUAGUUUAUCGGUUCGGCAGUCAAUAUGGAAACCCUCUAAAUAAAUAUAUAAGACAUUAUGAAGGACUGUCAUAUGAUGUGGAUUCAUUACACCAAAAACACCAGCGUGCCAAAAGAGCAGUAUCUCAUGAAGACCAAUUUUUGCGCUUAGAUUUUCAUGCUCAUGGAAGACAUUUUAAUCUGAGACUGAAAAGAGAUAUGUCUCUCUUUAGUGAUGACUUUAAGCUUGAGAUGUCAGAUAAAGUAAUUGAUUAUGAUACCUCCCAUAUUUAUACUGGGCACAUUUAUGGUGAACAGGGAAGCUUUAGCCAUGGAUCUGUUGCUGGUGGAAGAUUUGAAGGAUUCGUCAAGACUCACACUGGAACCUUUUAUAUUGAGCCAGCAGAAAGAUAUAUUAAGGACAAAACCCUGCCUUUUCAUUCUGUCAUGUACCAUGAAGAUGAUAUCAAAUAUCCACAUAAGUAUGGACCGCAAGGUGGUUGUGCAGAUCAUUCUGUCUUUGAAAGAAUGAAGAAAUACCAAAUGACUGGCACUGAAGAGCCAAGACACCAGCCUUCUGAAGAACAUAGCAGACAGGACCCUGAGCUCUUGCGGAAAAAACGAGCUGCGCAAGCUGAGAAGAACACUUGCCAACUCUAUAUUCAGACCGAUCAUCUCUUCUUUAGGUAUUACGGAACCCGAGAAGCUGUGAUUGCACAGAUUUCCAGCCAUGUUAAAGCGAUUGACACAAUUUACCAGUCUACAGAUUUCUCAGGAAUCCGAAAUAUCAGUUUUAUGGUGAAACGAAUCAGAAUCAACACUACCCAAGAUGAAAAAGACCCUUCUAAUCCCUUCAGAUUUCCGAACAUCGGCGUAGAGAAAUUUCUGGAACUUAAUUCUGAGCAGAAUCAUGAUGAUUAUUGUUUGGCCUACGUGUUUACUGAUCGUGAUUUUGAUGAUGGUGUCCUUGGCUUGGCCUGGGUUGGAGCACCUUCGGGGAGCUCUGGUGGAAUCUGCGAGAAAAGCAAGCUUUAUUCUGAUGGGAAAAAGAAGUCCUUAAAUACUGGCAUAAUCACUGUGCAAAACUAUGGUUCCCAUGUCCCGCCUAAGGUCUCUCAUAUCACCUUUGCGCAUGAAGUGGGGCAUAAUUUUGGUUCUCCUCAUGAUUCUGGGACAGAAUGCACUCCUGGAGAGUCCAAAAACUUGGGGCAAAAAGAAAAUGGCAAUUACAUAAUGUAUGCACGGGCAACAUCUGGUGACAAACUGAACAACAACAAAUUCUCUAUCUGUAGUAUUCGGAAUAUCAGUCAAGUGCUUGAAAAAAAGAGGAAUAAUUGUUUUGUUGAAUCUGGCCAGCCCAUCUGUGGAAACGGACUGGUGGAGCAAGGCGAGCAGUGUGACUGUGGCUACAGCGACCAGUGCAAAGACGACUGUUGCUAUGAUGCCAACCAGCCAGAGGACAAGAAGUGCAAACUGAGACCCGGCAGGAGUUGCAGCCCCAGUGAAGGCCCCUGUUGUACACAGAAUUGUGAAUUCAAGAAAGAGCGGGAAAAGUGCCGGAAUGAUUCUGAGUGUGCAGAAGAAGGAAGGUGCAAUGGUAACUCUUCUUUCUGCCCCACAUCUGCACCGAAGCCAAACCUGACAGACUGCAAUAGACAUACACAAGUUUGCAUCAAUGGUCAAUGUGCCGGCUCUAUCUGUGAGAAAUAUGGCUUAGAAGAAUGUACCUGUGCUAGCUCUGACGCAAAGGAUGAUAAAGAAUUAUGCCAUGUCUGUUGCAUGAAGAAAAUGCAUCCGGAAACGUGUGCCAGUACAGGAUCUGAAGCGUGGAAGGAUUAUUUCAGUUUCAAAACCAUUACUCUCCAGCCUGGGUCACCCUGCAAUGAUUUCAAAGGUUAUUGUGAUGUAUUCAUGCGGUGUCGCUUGGUGGAUGCAGAUGGCCCCCUGGCCAGGCUGAAGAAGGCCAUUUUCAAUCCAGAGCUGUAUGAAAACAUUGCAGAAUGGAUUGUGGCGCACUGGUGGGCCGUCCUGCUCAUGGGGAUUGCGCUCAUCAUGUUGAUGGCAGGAUUCAUCAAGAUCUGCAGCGUUCACACCCCAAGCAGCAAUCCAAAGCUGCCACCCCCCAAGCCCCUUCCAGGCACUCUGAAGCGAAGGAGACCGCCCCCGACGACUCAGGCCCCUCCGCGACAGAGGCCCCGGGAGAGCUACCAGAUGGGCCACAUGAGACGCUAAGAGCUGCUUUUUGCCUUGGUUCUUCCUAGUGCCUACAGUGGGAAAAAUUCACUCCAAAGAAAACCUGUAUUAAGUCGUUGUCCCUGGUCAAUGAAGGAGGUUCUCAGAACCCGGAGAAGUUGGACGAUCGCCUAUCCCUGCCCCAAAGCGAAGUGGUUGGCCGUGAAGCAGAUCUUUAGCAGUCUGAAGCAACGCGUUUCUCUCCUCCCUCAGCUCUUCGCUCUUGCCUUUUCUUCACUUGCAGGCAAACGUAGCUCUGAUGGGACUUCUCUUCACACGAAUUAAAGUAUCUAUUUUUCAGCUGUCAAGGCUAGGAAGUGAGACUGCCUCAGUGUUGGAGACGUGACUUGCCAAUGUACAUAAAUGGUGAUAUGCAGACAUUGUAUUUCUAAUGUACACCUGUACUUCUGUGUGCAAUUGUAAAACGAUAUAAUUGCAAUAUGGAUGUUCCUUUAUAUUAUAAACCUUUUAGGCUCUUAAUGAAGAAAUUACUGUUUAAUUGACAUACUCAGGAUAACAGAAGGUUGAUGGUGUACAACAGCCCGGGAUUCUGUCAUGCUUUACACAGGAAUCAUGAAUCACAUCAAAUCCGUUCUUUAUGCAUCUCUGUUUUGGUCAGAAUUCCUCCUUACGCGCUACCCGGAUGCCGAGCCCAGGUUCUGCUCCUGCCCAGCUCCGCUGAGAGGACUCCAGAUUGCUCCAUGGGAGGCUGGUGUGGGAAAAGGCCUCGGGUCGGGCUGGGCUGCCCUCUGUGGUUAGGCCAGGGGCCUGGCCUCUUGGGAGGGCAGCAGGAGGCUUUAAACAGAAGGAAGAAACCUUUGCCUGUUCUGUUAAGUGAUCGGCUGUUUCGUUUUGCUUUGUGUUUUCCCCAUGAUUUGGUAGUAAGAUAAGUCUCUCAUAUUUUUCUCAGAUUGCAGCUGGCUUUCUUUAUUAUGCUCUGAUCACCUUGAUAAGUGAUAAUGAGGAACCCAAUUCCGACAAAUUUGGGAGAGAUUAAAACCUAUGUUUUGUUUUUUGUUUUAACAAGUACUUGGUAAUCUUUCAGCAUGAUACUGUUUUAAAGGAUAACCACUUAAGCAGAAGCCACUACUGCAGGAGUUGCUGUGAUUGUGUAAUUAUUGUAGGCUGGGGAAUGUGAAAGGCACUAAAGAGGAUCUCAAACAGCACAAUGGCCCAAAGUUUUUAUUACAAGUGUAUAUAAUUGGCAUUUUUUUAAAAAAAGAAAAAGCAAUGUCAUAAUAUGCUUAACUGCUAUGCAGGAAAUGGAAGAGGGCAUUAUUCAAGCUUGAAUUCACUGCUUCUGUUUUUCCAAAAGCACCAAGCUGAUUGGGAACCAAAUGGCUGCAAAAUAUUUCUGGCUUUGCUUAGAAAUCCAGUUGUAUGGGGGG
Molecule: messenger RNA, 3673 nt
Organism: Python bivittatus (Burmese python)
Lineage: Eukaryota; Metazoa; Chordata; Lepidosauria; Squamata; Pythonidae
Source: RefSeq, a predicted model, not a curated record